AUGAAGGGCAGGGAGGAGAAGGAGGGUGGCACGCGGCUGGGCGCUGGCGGUGGAAGCCCGGAGAAGAGCCUCAGCGCGCAAGAGCUCAAGGAGCAGGGCAACCGGCUCUUCGUGGGCCGCAAGUACCCGGAGGCGGCGGCCUGCUACGGCCGCGCAAUCACCCGGAACCCUCUGGUAGCUGUGUACUACACCAACCGGGCACUGUGCUACUUGAAGAUGCAGCAGCAUGAGCAGGCACUGGCUGACUGCCGGCGUGCUCUGGAGCUGGACGGGCAGUCAGUAAAGGCACAUUUCUUCCUGGGGCAGUGCCAGCUUGAGAUGGAGAGCUAUGAUGAGGCCAUCGCCAAUCUGCAGCGAGCCUACAACCUGGCCAAGGAGCAGCGGCUCAACUUUGGUGAUGACAUCCCCAGUGCUCUGCGCAUUGCCAAGAAGAAGCGCUGGAACAGCAUUGAGGAGCGGCGCAUCCACCAGGAGAACGAGCUGCAUUCCUACCUCACACGGCUCAUCCUGGCACAGCGGGAGAGGGAGCUGGAAGAUUGUCAGCGGAACCACGAAGGUGACAAGGACGAUGGCCACGUCCGGGCCCAGCAGGCCUGCAUUGAGGCCAAGCAUGACAAAUACCUGGCAGACAUGGAUGAAAUCUUCUCCCAGGUGGACGAGAAGAGAAAGAGGCGAGAUAUCCCUGACUACCUGUGUGGCAAGAUUAGCUUCGAGCUGAUGCGUGAGCCAUGCAUCACGCCGAGUGGCAUCACCUAUGACCGCAAAGAUAUUGAGGAGCACCUGCAGCGUGUGGGCCACUUUGACCCUGUGACGCGGAGCCCACUGACCCAGGAACAGCUCAUCCCCAACCUGGCCAUGAAGGAGGUCAUCGACGCAUUCAUCUCCGAGAACGGCUGGGUAGAGGACUACUAAGGCUGCCAGUGCAGGGCCUGUGUCCCCAGCCCUUGUACAUAGUCUGUCCCUGGACCCCCCCACCCCCUAGUGUCCUGCCCUACCCUGUCGUACUGCUGAUGGGCUCUGAACUGUUCCUGUUUCAGCACAGCCCUCCCUAGGUACAAGCCUCCCUACCCCCGCUUCUGGGCCCAAAAUAGCAGUGAGGGUGGGCUGGGCCAAAACCAACCUUGCUACCAUUGUUCCUGUAAUAAAAUCUCUGAGCACUA
Molecule: messenger RNA, 1160 nt
Organism: Loxodonta africana (African savanna elephant)
Lineage: Eukaryota; Metazoa; Chordata; Mammalia; Proboscidea; Elephantidae
Gene: STUB1
Product: STIP1 homology and U-box containing protein 1
Exons: 7
Coding region: 1-912 (303 amino acids)
Biological process (GO): protein quality control for misfolded or incompletely synthesized proteins; positive regulation of proteolysis; protein polyubiquitination
Cellular component (GO): Z disc; cytoplasm
Molecular function (GO): protein-folding chaperone binding; ubiquitin protein ligase activity
Source: RefSeq, a predicted model, not a curated record